This is a messenger RNA of Striga hermonthica, 354 nucleotides long. Lineage: Eukaryota; Viridiplantae; Streptophyta; Magnoliopsida; Lamiales; Orobanchaceae. The record is from the annotation of a GenBank genome assembly.
AUGCCACAGUGCAAAGGCCCCAAAAACGUGCAUCGAGUGUCUAAGCUUAGCUUCAACAUUUUGGAUUUGGCUAAUCGAGCUUCGCAUGAUGGUGGCUCAAGAAAGGCCUACGAAGAUUGCAAAAGCUUGUUCUCGAAAGCUACUAAGGAGUUAGAAUCCGCAGCUAAAGAAAUCAAGAACAACGAUUAUGAUAGGGUAGAUAGAUUCGUGUUCGGAGCACAUAUGUGUAACUUGAAAUGUUAUGGUAACAUCGAGAAAGGUAACGAUGUCGAAAUUCCGAUUGGCGUGAAAUCGGAGAUGAUGGUCUUUGAGGAACUUUCCGAGGCUGGCAUGAGGAUUAUUGAAAGGUUUUAG